Phragmites australis (common reed) is the source of this 1740-nucleotide messenger RNA. RefSeq lists its product as uncharacterized. NCBI's taxonomy places the organism in Eukaryota, Viridiplantae, Streptophyta, Magnoliopsida, Poales, Poaceae. The transcript has a single exon. The coding region runs from base 1 to 1740 and encodes 579 amino acids. The record is from RefSeq and is a predicted model, not a curated record.
AUGGCGAUGGUUAUGGAGAACCAACAUCCGGUGGCGCCGAUGCAGCUGGUCACGGUGCCAACCUUGCCGCCGCCGCCGCCGCCACCACCACCACCACCAUUUCCCCCGUACACGUACAAGCAUCACUGUAAGGUGUGCAAAAAGGGGUACAUGUGCGGCCGCGCGCUGGGCGGGCACAUGAGGGCGCACGGCGUCAACGACGACGGGCUUAGCGCUGACGACGCGCUCGAUGACGACUCGGGCCCGUGCGGUGCCGGCGCGGGGGACUCUUCCGAGGCGGGGAGCGCGUCCACGACGACGAAACGCAUGUACGCGCUCCGCGCCAACCCGGUCCGGCAAAAGAACUGCCGGGUGUGCGAGAACUGCGGGAAGGAGUUCACGUCAUGGAAUUCGUUGCUCGAUCACGGCAGGUGCAACAACGAGGAGGGAGACGACAUGCUGGACGGCUCGAGGCGGUCGUCGCCUCUGCGCGAUGACGACGAUGAUGGCGAGGGGGAUGACCUAGCGCUGGCAGCCGGUUGGUCGAAGGGGAAACGCACGCGCCGCGCCAAGGUGAUGGUAGUCGGGAACGGUUCGAUGACCGAAGUGCAGUCCCCCUCGAGCGAGGAGGAGGACCUCGCCAACUGCCUCGUCAUGCUCUCCUCGUCGCGCGUCGCGCAGCCACCAGUCGUCGUCGACGCCGACCAGGAGUCGUGCGCGUCGGCGAGCAAGGACGAGGAGAGGAAUCGGCUCCUCGUGCCGCAGCCGAUCUCCAUGGUGGCCCCUGCGGUGCCGCAGCUGAAGCUACUGGCGCCGCCACAGGUGGUGCCGCAGUUUGUCUCCACCGUGCCGCGCGGCCUGUUCGAGUGCAAGGCGUGCAAGAAGGUGUUCACCUCGCACCAGGCUCUAGGCGGGCACCGUGCCAGCCACAAAAAGGUAAAGGGGUGUUUCGCUGCCAAGUUCGAGAGCAACCACAGCGAGCCCCCACAACACGUCGCAGCCGCUCCCCAUGACAAUGUCAAGGCCGUCGCCGACGCCAUCGCGGACAUCAGUACCGACCCAAAUACUGCCAGUGUCGAUGCCAAUGCGGACGGUAACACGAUAAAAACUGGCACCACCGUGGUUGUCAUGGCCACCACAGCGCCGGAAAUGGCCAUAGUCGACGAGGCGCCGGGACCGGCCGCCGUUUCACCAUUCAAGAAGAAGGGGAAGGUGCACGAGUGCUCCAUCUGCCACCGCGUGUUCAUGUCAGGGCAAGCGCUUGGCGGCCACAAGCGAUGCCACUGGCUCACGACCGCCUCCGGGGACCCUACCAGCACGAUCGCCAAGCUCCAGCCCUUCGUUGCCCAAGAUCACGUCAUGAGCGCCAUGUGCCAGCAGCUCAACCUCGGGCGCCCGAUGCUCGACAGGUCUGACCCCAUCCUUGACCUCAACGUGCCAACGAAUCCGUCGGCAGAGCAGGUCGCCACGAGACAAGCAGCCGAGCUCAACGACGGCGCGCUGUGCCUCAACGCACCGGCGUCGCUGUACAUGCAGUCCUGGACAGGGCAGAGCAACGCGAGCAACGUCAACAGGACCGCGACGAGCAGCCGCAACGACGCGGCGGGCGCCGCGGCCACUGAGGACGAAGCGGACAGCACGAACGCCAAGAGAGCCAAGAUCAGCGACCUCAAGGACUUGAACGUGGCCGGGGAGACCUCUUGGCUGCAAGUCGGCAUUGGCCUUCCAUCCGAGAGCAAAGAGAAGAAUAUUCAAGAAUGA